Amphiprion ocellaris (clown anemonefish) is the source of this 983-nucleotide messenger RNA. RefSeq lists its product as uncharacterized. NCBI's taxonomy places the organism in Eukaryota, Metazoa, Chordata, Actinopteri, Pomacentridae. The transcript has 5 exons. The record is from RefSeq and is a predicted model, not a curated record. Bases 309 to 983 code for a protein of 224 amino acids.
UCCCGUUGCUAAUGUGACAUGUUAGCGCGUUUAGAGGAUUUAAGCUUCAUGCAGUUUAAAUGCUACAAAAACAAACAGAAAGAAGAAGCUGCAGCAUGUUAGCAGACUGAUAGAGAGCAGAGAGAGAAGAAGAAGAAGAAGAGGAGGAGGAAGAAGAAGAAGAAGAAGAGUGUUUCUGCUGCAGCUGCUGGAGGACAAACUCUGUCAGGACAUUUAGUUCUUUCUCUGAGCUACUCAACAUUCCUCAGUUUCUUCACCAAACACAGAAAGUCAGAUUCUCUGCUCAGAUUUCUUUAUUUUCGACCAUCAUGGCUUCAGCUCUGCUCAGAGGACGAGCAUUAGUCUGUGUCAGAUGUCUCCACAGAGAGUUGUGUCGAGUCGUCUGGAAGCCUCAGAGCGCUUUGUUCAGCUCCAAACCUUCAGACAGAAAACAGCCUCGCAGGACUCACAUCAAAAAAGCCAAACCUCAGCCUCCCAUUGACAUCGCCAAACUCCUGGAGACACUCUUCUCCCAGACGAGGCCGGGCACAGCGCCUCCUGCUGCUGCUACCGCUCAACAUGCCAAAAUUUCUUCCACAUCGACCAAACCUCAUACAACCUCCAUGAGGGAUUCCACCUCAAAUGUUCCUCCAUCGUCAAAGCCAGGACCAUCCGUCUUCCCAUCUCCUUCUAGUUUCAAACAAGCUGUUCCCAACAAGACUACAUUCAACAUUGCAGAGCUGUUCCCUCAGCCAAAAUCUGCAGUGAACCCAAAGACUUUGUUUUCCUCUGAAUCAUGUCCACAGCCUAAUCUUAAUGUGGUUCAGGCUUCUGUUGCUGAGGGUCUUUCCCUUGAGGCCCUCGUUAGGAAUCUGGAGAGUGAGACUCUGACUGAAACCACAGGUUAUCUGGAGAAAGAAGCUGAGAAUUCUGCUGGAGACGGAAAAGAUGGAAGUGAACACGACAAAGCAGAUGUUGUUGCCAUUUUUGAAACAAACAAGUGA